Molecule: messenger RNA, 13686 nt
Organism: Coregonus sp. 'balchen'
Lineage: Eukaryota; Metazoa; Chordata; Actinopteri; Salmoniformes; Salmonidae
Source: the annotation of a GenBank genome assembly
GGGCUGGGCUGGGCUGACCUGGAGGACAAAGAUGGCCGUGUCUACGCCAAGGCCAGAGACCUCUGGGUGGCGCUACCCAUCGCCGUAGCCUUCCUCGUAAUACGACAGAUCUUCGAGAGGUACGUCUGUCCGUCUGUCUGUUUGGCUGGCUGGCUGACUGUCAUCCCUCAUAAGCUAAAUGCUCUGCCUCUUUCACCCGUCUGUCUACAUGUGUUUUAUACCUCUUCUUUCUACUCUUCUUCUUCCUUUCCUAUGCCUCUCCCUCUUCUCCCCCCUCCUCCACGUGCUCCACCCUUUUUCUCCUUCCCUCCCUCCCAUCUCAUCCCUCUCUCCCCUCCUCUCUGUGUGGGCAGGUUAGUGGCCACUCCCCUGGCUGCUGUCAUGGGGGUGAAGGAGAAAGUUAGGCUCACAGUGUCACACAACCCCACACUGGAGUCAUUCUACUGUAACACAACCAAGAACCCCACACAGGUAACACAACUAGAAAUGACUACACACGCGCACGCAAGCACAGAGACACAUGUACGCACGCACACGUUAACACUACACAAUUGCUACAGAUCUUAAUUUGUUCACUUUUGUUGCAAAAAACAUUCUGCACAGCAGGAAAUGCAAACUUGUAGUGUUUUUGAGUUUUAAAAAGGCUUCUAAAGUUUGUCAUUUCAGACUUGGUUUGCCCUAACGAAAAAUGUAUCAACCCCUACACAAAUGUCCAUCCACCUAAUAAUUCACAUUUCCUGUUGCUGCAGAAUAAUUUUCCUGCUGUAGCAAACUGACUCAAAUUAAGGUCCUACAUCUGUAUACAGCACCACACAAAUCAUUAUGCUAAACUGGAUCCCCUUCUACCCUUCUGUCUCUCUCUCCCGCUCUCCCGCUCUCCUACAGAGUUCUAUAGACAGCCUGUGUAAGCAGACAGGUUGUUCAGAGAGACAGGUGCAGAGAUGGUUCAGGAGACGCAGGAACCAGGACCGACCCAGUCUACUGAAGAAGUUCAAAGAGGCCAGGUACACACAACACACAUAUACACACACACACACAAAUAUCCACAUGCAUACAGACACCCACACAUGAACACACACACACAAAACAAGAUAACAAAACAACAGCUUCACAAACAGCUGCUCUAAUCAAAUCAGCACAUGUCUGCGUGUAAAAGCAUGAGUCUAUUUACAGUAUAUCUGACACUCAUUAUAUUGCCAGCCUGGUUUUAUCAAGGCUGCUCCUACCCCCAGGGCCACACACACAUACAUACAUACACACACACACACACACACACACACACACACACACACACACACACACACACAUACACACACUGCCCGCCCCUCGCUCCCUCACCAGUCCCAGGAGACAGUUUGGCCCUAUCAGCAGAAUCAGUUUAUAUCCAAGCAGUGUGUGUCAUUGUUAUAGGACUGAGACAAUGACUGUGUUACACUAAUACUGAGAUCACUACAUGAGACAGCGCCCUAAGCCAGAACUACUGACAGACAGCAGCCUCUUAUAGAAGACUGGCCUCUCAUUCUGUUAUGUGUAUGGUACAUGGUAAUGCGCUACUGUUUAAUAUAGGAUCCCAAAUCAAUUAUGCGAUUAUGCGUCAUUCCUUGAUAAUGUCCAGUAGCCAUUGUAGAGCAUGAUACCUGUAUCUGCAGUUCUGUGUCUUAGAAUAUGUAGAUAACAAGUGUAGAUAACAACCUGUAGUUAAUAUCACAAUCACUAGUGUAGAUAACAACCUGUAGUUAAUAUCACAAUCACUAGUGUAGAUAACAACCUGUAGUUAAUAUCACAAUCACUAGUGUAGAUAACAACCUGUAGUUAAUAUCACAAUCACUAGUGUAGAUAACAACCUGUAGUUAAUAUCACAAUCACUAGUGUAGAUAACAACCUGUAGUUAAUAUCACAAUCACUAGUGUAGAUAACAACCUGUAGUUAAUAUCACAAUCACUAGUGUAGAUAACAACCUGUAGUUAAUAUCACAAUCACUAGUGUAGAUAACAACCUGUAGUUAAUAUCACAAUCACUAGUGUAGAUAACAACCUGUAGUUAAUAUCACAAUCACUAGUGUAGAUAACAACCUGUAGUUAAUAUCACAAUCACUAGUGUAGAUAACAACCUGUAGUUAAUAUCACAAUCACUAGUGUAGAUAACAACCUGUAGUUAAUAUCACAAUCACUAGUGUAGAUAACAACCUGUAGUUAAUAUCACAAUCACUAGUGUAGAUAACAACCUGUAGUUAAUAUCACAAUCACUAGUGUAGAUAACAACCUGUAGUUAAUAUCACAAUCACUAGUGUAGAUAACAACCUGUAGUUAAUAUCACAAUCACUAGUGUAGAUAACAACCUGUAGUUAAUAUCACAAUCACUAGUGGCAACAUCAUAUCAUCAUGUCAUUAUCAUCAUCAUUACAUCUAAAAUUCACACAGAUGAUUCUCAUGAGAUUAUGGAUGUGAUUUGUAUUGAGACGGUAUUCUCUGUGUGUACCCCAAGAGUUCAGUCUGUGUGUGUGUGUGUGUGUGCGUGUGCGUGCGUGCGUGUAUUGUUAGUUGUUAAUGGUGUGUAUCACUGUGUGUGUAUUGCGACAUCCCUGUCCUGAAUCAAUCUAGUGUUUAUCUUCACACAACAGCCUCACUGUCCCUCUCUCUCUCUUUGUCUCUCUGUCUCUCUCUUUCUCACACUGCGGUAUCCUACUCUCUCUCAGCCUUCUAUCUCCUUCCACUUCAUCUCUCUCUCCCUUAUUCCCCUGCUGAGUGUAUUAUUUCUCUUUAUCUCUUCCUUUCUUUCACCUCCUCAUCCUCCUAUAUCUGUAGUCAGCUGGUUGUUGUUGUACAGUACUGGAGGUCUAUAUCUGUAGUCAGCAGGUUGUUGUGUUGUACAGUACUGGAGGUCUCUCUCUGUAGUCAGCAGGUUGUUGUGUUGUACAGUACUGGAGGUCUCUAUCUGUAGUCAGCAGGUUGUUGUGUUGUAUAGUACUGGAGGUCUCUAUCUGUAGUCAGCAGGUUGUUGUGUUGUACAGUACUGGAGGUCUCUAUCUGUAGUCAGCAGGUUGUUGUGUUGUACAGUACUGGAGGUCUCUAUCUGUAGUCAGCAGGUUGUUGUGUUGGACAGUACUGGAGGUCUAUAUCUGUAGUCAGCUGGUUGUUGUUGUACAGUACUGGAGGUCUCUAUCUGUAGUCAGCAGGUGGUUGUGUUGGACAGUACUGGAGGUCUAUAUCUGUAGUCAGCUGGUUGUUGUUGUACAGUACUGGAGGUCUCUAUCUGUAGUCAGCAGGUUGUUGUGUUGUACAGUACUGGAGGUCUCUAUCUGUAGUCAGCAGGUUGUUGUGUUGUAUAGUACUGGAGGUCUAUAUCUGUAGUCAGCAGGUUGUUGUGUUGUACAGUACUGGAGGUCUCUAUCUGUAGUCAGCAGGUUGUUGUGUUGUAUAGUACUGGAGGUCUCUCUCUGUAGUCAGCAGGUUGUUGUGUUGUACAGUACUGGAGGUCUCGCUCUGUAUUCAGGAGGUUGUUGUUGUACAGUACUGGAGGUCUCUAUCUGUAGUCAGCAGGUUGUUGUGUUGUACAGUACUGGAGGUCUCUAUCUGUAGUCAGCAGGUUGUUGUGUUGUACAGUACUGGAGGUCUCUAUUUGUAGUCAGCAGGUUGUUGUUGUACAGUACCGGAGGUCUCUAUUUGUAGUCAGCAGGUUGUUGUUGUACAGUACCGGAGGUCUCUAUUUGUAGUCAGCAGGUUGUUGUUGUACAGUACCGGAGGUCUCUAUUUGUAGUCAGCAGGUUGUUGUGUUGUACAGUACUGGAGGUCUCUAUCUGUAGUCAGCAGGUUGUUGUGUUGUACAUUACUGGAGGUCUCGCUCUGUAUUCAGGAGGAUGUUGUUGUAUAGUACUGGAGGUCUCUCUCUGUAGUCAGCAGGUUGUUGUUGUGUUGUACAGUACUGGAGGUCUCGCUCUGUAUUCAGGAGGUUGUUGUUGUACAGUACUGGAGGUCUCUCUCUGUAGUCAGCAGGUUGUUGUGUUGUACAGUACUGGAGGUCUCUCUCUGUAGUCAGCAGGUUGUUGUGUUGUACAGUACUGGAGGUCUCUAUCUGUAGUCAGCAGGUUGUUGUGUUGUACAGUACUGGAGGUCUCUAUCUGUAGUCUGCAGGUUGUUGUGUUGUAUAGUACUGGAGGUCUAUAUCUGUAGUCAGCAGGUUGUUGUGUUGUACAGUACUGGAGGUCUCUCUCUGUAGUCAGCAGGUUGUUGUGUUGUACAGUACUGGAGGUCUCUCUCUGUAGUCAGCAGGUUGUUGUGUUGUACAGUACUGGAGGUCUCUAUCUGUAGUCAGCAGGUUGUUGUGUUGUACAGUACUGGAGGUCUCUAUCUGUAGUCAGCAGGUUGUUGUUGGACAGUACUGGAGGUCUAUAUCUGUAGUCAGCAGAUUGUUGUGUUGUACAGUACUGGAGGUCUCUAUCUGUAGUCAGCAGGUUGUUGUUGUACAGUACUGGAGGUCUCUAUCUGUAGUCAGCAGGUUGUUGUGUUGUACAGUACUGGAGGUCUCUAUCUGUAGUCAGCAGGUUGUUGUGUUGUACAGUACUGGAGGUCUCUAUCUGUAGUCAGCAGGUUGUUGUGUUGUACAGUACUGGAGGUCUCUCUCUGUAGUCAGCAGGUUGUUGUGUUGUACAGUACUGGAGGUCUCUAUCUGUAGUCAGCAGGUUGUUGUGUUGUACAGUACUGGAGGUCUCUAUCUGUAGUCAGCAGGUUGUUGUGUUGUAUAGUACUGGAGGUCUCUAUCUGUAGUCAGGAGGAUGUUGUUGUACAGUACUGGAGGUAUCUCUCUGUAGUCAGCAGGUUGUUGUUGUACAGUACUGGAGGUCUCGCUCUGUAUUCAGGAGGUUGUUGUUGUAUAGUACUGGAGGUAUCUCUCUGUAGUCAGCAGGUUGUUGUUGUACAGUACUGGAGGUCUCUCUCUGUAGUCAGCUGGUUGUUGUUGGACAGUACUGGAGGUCUCUCUCUGUAGUCAGCAGGUUGUUGUGUUGUACAGUACUGGAGGUCUCUAUCUGUAGUCAGCAGGUUGUUGUUGUAUAGUACUGGAGGUCUCUAUCUGUAGUCAGCAGGUUGUUGUUGUACAGUACUGGAGGUCUCUCUCUGUAGUCAGCAGGUUGUUGUGUUAUACAGUACUGGAGGUCUCUAUCUGUAGUCAGCAGGUUGUUGUGUUGUACAGUACUGGAGGUCUCUCUCUGUAGUCAGCAGGUUGUUGUGUUAUACAGUACUGGAGGUCUCUAUCUGUAGUCAGCAGGUUGUUGUGUUGUACAGUACUGGAGGUCUCUCUCUGUAGUCAGCAGGUUGUUGUGUUAUACAGUACUGGAGGUCUAUAUCUGUAGUCAGCAGAUUGUUGUUGUAUAGUACUGGAGGUCUCUCUCUGUAGUCAGCAGGUUGUUGUUGUACAGUACUGGAGGUCUCUCUCUGUAGUCAGCAGGUUGUUGUGUUAUACAGUACUGGAGGUCUCUAUCUGUAGUCAGCAGGUUGUUGUGUUAUACAGUACUGGAGGUCUCUCUGUAUUCAGCAGGUUGUUGUGUUGUACAGUACUGGAGGUCUCUAUCUGUAGUCAGCAGGUUGUUGUGUUGUACAGUACUGGAGGUCUCUCUCUGUAGUCAGCAGGUUGUUGUGUUAUACAGUACUGGAGGUCUCUCUGUAUUCAGCAGGUUGUUGUGUUGUACAGUACUGGAGGUCUCUCUCUGUGUGACAGAACUGGGAGGCUACUGUAUGACUGUUCCCAUUGUGUGCUGGGAAGUUGGCACGGGACUGUUCUACAGUAGCCGUGUGUGUUUAUAUGUGUGUCCUGAUUUGACAUUCUCAGCAUAGGAGAUGAGAUUGGUCUGCGCAUCAGGGCCUGCACGAUACCAGCUUAUACUUCCCCUACUUUCAAGCAAAGUGUGUGUGGUGUCUUCACCCUACCCUAGUAGAAUGCGUAUAUCUCCCUGUGUGCAUGUAUGUAUGUUCUGUUUACUGUACAUAUAGCAUAACGUGUGUGUGUGUGUGUGUGUUGUCCAAUGAUUUCCCCCUACAGUUUAGCAGAAUGUGUGUAUGUGCAUGUUAUCUUUACUGUACAUAUAGCAUAAAGUCUGUGCGUGUGUUGUCCAAUGAUUUUGUGUGUUCUCUUGCAGUUGGAGAUUCACCUUUUACCUUUUUGCUUUCAUUGCUGGCCUGGCUGCCCUCGUCGACGUGAGUACUGCUGUUUCACCUUUGACCUUUAAAUUAAAGUGUAACAGGAUACUAAGAUAGAAUAGAAGCCUUGUGAACAGCAGUGCUGGUUAUAUCAGGGACAACUGAGUAUAAAAUGUAAUGUUUUUAUAACAUGAUUAAUAAAGAACUUACGAAUGACACCGGAAGAGAAUUAUAAAGCCAAAUUAAUAUAUAGAGUGAAAAUGAUUUAUCACUUCUUCUGUUUCAAUGCUGUAUUUCUCUGUGACUGAAAUUAGAACUGUCCAAUUUAUGUAUGCCUCUCUCUUUCUCUCAGAAACCCUGGCUGUAUGACUUUAAGGAGAUGUGGCAGGGCUUCCCUAUUCUGGUAUGUCCCUCUGGUUAUUGAUGAGUGGUAACUAAUACAUUGUAACAUAGGAAAGUCAUUGGAAGGCAUAAAUCAUAAUCAAUCAUAUCAUGUUAUGUCCAGUGUUUGACUGUGUUCAGACAGCAUAUUAUGGAAGUGUCAAUGUAUGUUAUUGAUAUUAUCUUGCUCUUUCUCUCUCUCUCCCCCCUAUUUUCUCCCCAUCCCAUCUCUCUCUCCAUCCCUCCAUCUCUCAUCUCUCCCCCAGACUCUCCUGCCGUCUCAGUAUUGGUACUAUAUGAUAGAGCUGGGUUUCUACGGCUCUCUAAUCUUUAGUGUGGCGUCAGAUGUCAAACGGAAAGUAAGUGUGCACCAUGCCUGCUCUAUAAAACACACUAUGCUUGUAACAAUCAAGUAUACAGUAUACAAAUGAACCACUAAAAAUGGUGGUACAGAAUCCCUUUACUUACAGUCCUAUUCACUUUAAGAGUCAGUCAAUUACAGCACGCAGAUCAUCCAAAUAUUCUUCCAUACAGGGGGAGUAGAGUUUACAAUAUCAGGGAUAGUGGUUAACCAAGCCUGCACACUCUGUUAGCUACAAGUGAUUCAUUGAAAGCAGUAAGCAAGUCUUUCCGAUCACUUUCCUGCUGUUGGCAUGGUGUUGACUUUGUGCUGACGACCAGGGGUUACUGUCAUGGCACUGAUGACAGUGUCAGUGUGUAUAGGGACAGGGGGCAGGGGGCUACUGCAGGAGGUGGACAUUAGACUGAUAUGACGUGUUUGUGUGUGUGGAGCCGGAGGUUUAAAGGGGAGUUUGUCAGUGGACUCUGCUCCACUAGGGCAGGUCAGUACAGACAGCAUGUACAGUACCAGUCAAAAGUUUGGACACACCUACUCAUUCAAAGGUUUUUAUUUUUACUAUUUUCUACAUUGUAGAAUAAUAGUGAAGACAUCAAAACUAUGAAAUAACACAUAUGGAAUCAUGUAGUAACCAAAAAAGUGUUAAACAAAUCAGAAUAUUGUGAUGAGGUGGUGUUGAAGCAACGACCAGGAUGGUGGUGUUACCUUGGGAGAGGGGAAGAUCAGUUAGAAAAUCCACACUUAGGUGAGACCAUGGUCGUUGUGGAACUGGUAAAGGUUGUAACUUACCAGCUGGGAGGUGCCUGAAAUGCGAUCUCCCUCCAUCUCCACACCUGAGGUGGAAAUGUGGUAUCCAAGGAAGGAGACGGACUGCUGGAAAAACAUACACUUCUCUGCCUUAGCAUAAAGGUAAUUUUCCAACAGUCGGGCCAGCACCUUGCGAACCAGGGAUACAUGCUCGGCACGCGUAGCGGAAUACACCAUGAUGUCAUCGAUGAAACACCUCGUUCACAAAGGACUGGAAAACUGAAGGAGCAUUCAUCAAACCAUAGGGCAUCACCAGGUAUUCAUAAUGCCCCGUGGUUGUGCUGAAUGCUGUCUUCCACUCAUCUCCUUCUCGGAUACGUACCAGGUUGUACGCACUCCUGAGAUCUAAUUUGGUAAAGAAGCGCGCCCCAUGCAUUGAUUCAAUCACUGAAGGAAUGAGGGGGAGAGGAUAACUAAAUCUUAUCGUCUCCCUGUUCAGUGGUCGAUAAUCAAUGCACGGGCGCAGACCUCCGUCCUUCUUCUUCACAAAGAAGAAACUCGAGGAGGCGGUUGAAGUGGAGGGACGUAUAUAUCCCUGGCGCAGGGACUCGGUGACAUAUAUCUCCAUAGCCACCGUUUCAGCCUGUGACGGGGUAUAUAUGACUCCUGGGAGGUACAGCGUCUACCCGGAGGUUUAUCGCGCAAUCCCCCGCCCGAUGAGGUCAUAACUUAGUCGCCUGCGUUUUAGAGAACGCUUGCGCCAGAUCGAGGUAGUCAGGGGGAAUGUGCACGGUGGAGGUACUGUCUGGACUUUCCACCGUAGUUGCACCAACGGCAACACCUAGACACCUAUCCUGACACUCUCGCGACCACCCCGUGAGAACCCUCUGCGGCCAUGAGAAGGUGGGGUUGUGGAGUGCUAGCCAAGGGAUACCUAAUACCACAGGGAAAGCAGGAGACUCAAUGAUGGAAAAAGUAACCUGCUCACAAUUAGUCUCCUCGGUAAUCAUGGUGACUGGUGCAGUAAAUUCCUUAACCAACCCGGACCCUAAUGGUCGACUAUCAAGUGCUCUGAUUGGGCGUGGAAUGGAUAGGGGAAUCAAUGGAAUGCCUAUACGGUGUGCGAAUGCCCUGUCCAUAAAGUUCCCAGCUGUGCCUGAAUCGACUAGCGCCUUACACUGGGGAACUACCAUGUGCUCAGGAAAGGAGAUGUGUAUUUUACAGUGCGCAGCAGAGGGCUCUGAACGAGUGUGGGUGUUCGAUACCUGGGGUGAUGCGAGAGUGCCCUGCCUGCCACCUCCAAACCCAGAAGAGCAUUGACGAAAACGUGUGGUGAAAUGUCCCUUCGCGCCACCAGUGUGGCAUUGGCGCUGUCGUCCUCCGCUCUCUCGGCUAGCGGUUCCACCAAUCUCCAUCCAUUCUGGAUCCGAGUCGGCCGGGAUGGAAACGGGCAGACCUCCUCCAGGACGUCCUCUGGUUGCCAGCAGGUUGUCCAAACGAAUGGCCAUGUCCACCAGUUGCGAGAAGGACAUGGUGUCACGGCAGGCUAGCUCCCGUCGGACGACCUCUCGCAGAUGACACCAGAAAUGGUCGAUCAGGGCCCGCUAGUUCCACCCGGACCCAGCUACCAGAGUUCAAAACUCCAAUGCGAAGUCCUGCGCAGUCCUCGUCCCCUGCCUCAGGUGGACCAGCCACUCGUCCACCUCUCGACCCUCGGGCGGGUGAUCGAAGACCGCCCGGAAGAGGCGCGCGAACUCCCCGUAGUUCUCCAACGCGGCUCCUCCUUCGUUCCACACCGCAUUGGCCCACUCCAAGGCUUUCCCCGAGAGGCAGGAGACGAGGGCGGACACCCUCUCCCGCUCUGAUGGGACCGGCCGGAUGCUGGAGAAGUAGAGCUCCAGUUGGAGAAGGAAUCCUUCGGCACAGCGCCGCUGUCCCGUCGAACUCCCAUGGUCGGGAUAUCUGGAUCCCUCCGGGUGCUGGGGUGUAGGUGGCGGGAUCCGGUUGGCCAGCUGGUCUCGACGGAUCGGGCUUUCUCCUCUCCAGGCGUUGGACGACCUGAAGAACCCGAUCCAUCGCUUCACCCAAGCUGGCUAGCAUAGUUGAAUGCUCCUGGACCUGUUCCACAACUCCAGGCAUGCGCGUCUCUCCCGCUGACUCCAUAUCGGGUGGGUGAUUCUGUGGUGAGGUGGUGUUGAAGGAGUCAGGCGCAGGAGGGUAAAUCACAUCCUCCACAAGGAGAGCCAGUUUCAUCAUAGCGCAUGAUGGUUGUUGCGACUGCACUUGAAGAAACUUUAAAAGUUAUUGAAAUGUUCCAGAUUGACUGACCUUCAUGUCUUAAAGUAAUGAUGGACUGUCGUUUCUCUUUGCUUAUUUGAGCUGUUCUUGCCAUAAUAUGGACUUGGUCUUUUACCAAAUAGGGCUAUCUUCUGUAUACCCCCCCUACCUUGUCACAACACUACUGAUUGGCUCAAAUGCAUUAAGAAGAAAAUAAAUUCCACAAAUUAACUUUUAAGAAGGCACACCUGUUAAUUGAAAUGCAUUUCAGGUGACUACCUCAUGAAGCUGGUUGAGAGAAUGCCAAGUGUGCAAAGCUGUCAUCAAGGCAAAGGGUGGCUAUUUGAAGAAUUUCAAAUAUAAAAUAUAUUUUGAUUCGUUUGACACUUCUUUGGUUACUACAGUGAGGGAAAAAAGUAUUUGAUCCCAUGCUGAUUUUGUACGUUUGCCCACUGACAAAGAAAUGAUCAGUCUAUAAUUUUAAUGGUAGGUUUAUUUCAACAGUGAGAGACAGAAUAACAACAAAAAAAUCCAGAAAAACUCAUGUCAAAAAUGUUAUAAAUUGAUUUGCAUUUUAAUGAGGGAAAUAAGUAUUUGACCCCCUCUCAAUCAGAAAGAUUUCUGGCUCCCAGGUGUCUUUUAUACAGGUAAUGAGCUGAGAUUAGGAGCACACUCUUAAAGGGAGUGCUCCUAAUCUCAGUUUGUUACCUGUAUAAAAGACACCUGUCCACAGAAGCAAUCAAUCAAUCAGAUUCCAAAUUCUCCACCAUGGCCAAGACCAGGGACAAGAUUGUAGACCUACACAAGGCUGGAAUGGGCUACAAGACCAUCGCCAAGCAGCUUGGUGAGAAGGUGACAACAGUUGGUGCGAUUAUUUGCAAAUGGAAGAAACACAAAAUAACUGUCAAUCUCCCUCGGCCUGGGGCUCCAUGCAAGAUCUCACCUCGUGGAGUUGCAAUGAUCAUGAGAACGGUGAGGAAUCAGCCCAGAACUACACGGGAGGAUCUUGUCAAUGAUCUCAAGGCAGCUGGGACCAUAGUCACCAAGAAAACAAUUGGUAACACACUACGCCGUGAAGGACAGAAAUCCUGCAGCGCCCGCAAGGUCCCCCUGCUCAAGAAAGCACAUAUACAGGCCCGUCUGAAGUUUGCCAAUGAACAUCUGAAUGAUUCAGAGGAGAACUGGGUGAAAGUGUUGUGGUCAGAUGAGACCAAAAUCGAGCUCUUUGGCAUCAACUCAACUCGCCGUGUUUGGAGGAGGAGGAAUGCUGCCUAUGACCCCAAGAACACCAUCCCCACCGUCAAACAUGGAGGUGGAAAGAUUAUGCUUUGGGGGUGUUUUUCUGCUAAGGGGACAGGACAACUUCACCGCAUCAAAGGGAUGAUGGACGGGGCCAUGUACCGUCAAAUCUUGGGUGAGAACCUCCUUCCCUCAGCCAGGGCAUUGAAAAUGGGUCGUGGAUGGGUAUUUCAGCAUGACAAUGACCCAAAACACACGGCCAAGGCAACAAAGGAGUGGCUCAAGAAGAAGCACAUUAAGGUCCUGGAGUGGCCUAGCCAGUCUCCAGACCUUAAUCCCAUAGAAAAUCUGUGGAGGGAGCUGAAGGUUCGAGUUGCCAAACGUCAGCCUCGAAACCUUAAUGACUUGGAGAAGAUCUGCAAAGAGGAGUGGGACAAAAUCCCUCCUGAGAUGUGUGCAAACCUGGUGGCCAACUACAAGAAACGUCUGACCUCUGUGAUUGCCAACAAGGGUUUUGCCACCAAGUACUAAGUAAUGUUUUGCAGAGGGGUCAAAUACUUAUUUUUCUACAAAUCAAUUUAUAACAUUUUUGACAUGCGUUUUUCUGGAUUUUUGUUUUGUUAUUCUGUCUCUCACUGUUCAAAUAAACAUACGAUUACAAUUAUAGACUGAUCAUGUCUUUGUCAGUGGGCAAACGUACAAAAUCAGCAGGGGAUCAAAUACUUUUUUCCCUCACUGUACAUGAUUCCAUAUGUGUUAUUUCACAGUUUUGAUGUCUUCACUAUUAUUCUACAAUGUACAAAAUUGUACAAAUAAAGAAAAACCCUUGAAUGAGUAGGUGUGUCCAAACUUUUGGCUGUUAGCCCCUCUGCCAUGAUUUACUAUAGUGUGUGUGUGCGUGUAUGUGUGUGUGCGCACGUGCAUGCGUGCAGUUGUGUGUGUGUGUGUGUGUGAAGGAACAGAAUGUUAUCAUGUUAUCAAGGUAACAAAACACAACCUCUAACCUCCUCUCUCUCUCUUUCCUUCCAUCUUUCUCUCCCUCCCUUUCUCUCUGUAGGACUUUAAGGAGCAGAUGGUUCACCAUAUGGCCACCAUCUUCCUCAUCAGUUUCUCCUGGUGUGUCAACUACAUCAGAGCGGGCACGCUCAUCAUGCUGCUGCACGACUCCUCCGACUAUUUACUGGAGGUACAACCAAUUACAGCGGAGCUGGGUCACCGACAUAACAUGAUAAUAAUAUCACUGCCAUGAUAUGAUAAUAAUAUGGUGAUUUAGUAGUUGCUGUUAUCAAAAACAACUUACAGUUAUCACAUGUAGUUUGUAUGUGGGGCCCACAGGGGAAUCACCCACAAGGAAAUCCCAUUUUAUUUGAUAAACCAAGAAGUGUGGUCCUCUGUAGCUCAGCUGGUAGAGCACGGCGCUUGUAACGCCAAGGUAGUGGGUUCGAUCCCCGGGACCACCCAUACACAAAAAUGUAUGCACGCAUGACUCUAAGUCGCUUUGGAUAAAAGCGUCUGCUAAAUGGCAUAUUAUUAUUUUUAUUAUUAUAAGUGGACAAAGUACUGCUGAUAUUGGAGAAGAGGAGAUAUGGAAAGAUUUAGUACUGUCACCUGGUGGAAAAGAUAUGACAUUACAACUAUUCUAACAACAACCUUUCUCUAUCUCUCUCUCCCCCUCUAUCUCUCUGACAGUCUGCUAAGAUAUUCAUCUAUGCUGGAUGGAGAAACACCAGUAACUACGUCUUCUUCCUCUUCGCUACCGUCUUCAUCUUCACUAGACUCUAUAUCUUCCCCUUCUAGUGAGAAGACAACUGCACACUCCCACCACACACCAAUGAUCUAACUCUCUCACACCAAUUCUGAUUAGCAUCAUAAAUGUCUGUUAAUUGUCUGUUAGUUGUUACUGAUGUUAUCCUCUCUUUUUGCCCCCCCCCACCCCCACCCCUCUCUCUCUCUCUCUCAGCAUCAUUUAUGCUACGUACGUUUAUCCAUUGACUAUGUACUCUCCAUUCUUUGGAUACUACUUCCUGAAUGUCCUUAUGAUGGUGCUGCAGUGUCUACAUAUCUUCUGGGCCAUCCUCAUUCUGCGUAUGGCUGUCCGCUUCCUGAGCAGCGAUGUAUGUACACACACAUCCUGACAACACUGCACACACAAUCCAGUGUAUCUUUGUUUGUCUUGUAUGUGAGAGAGAAGUGAAUAUGUGGGAAACAGAUGUAGAGACCUAGAGAGACUGGGAGCGGAGGGGUGGGUGGAGGAGAGAGAAAGUUUAUUUAGAAAUCACGAAUUGAUAUGUGUUGGAAAGCCCAGCUGAUAAAGAGCAGAAGUCGGGUUUGGAUCCAGUUUGGGGAAAGGAAAAUUAAUGUCUCUGGACAGAUGACCUAUUUCUAAACACACCUCUCUUUCCCUCCUUCCUUUUGCUUCAGGAAAAGGUAGAGGACGAGAGGAGCGAUAAAGAAGAGACGGACGAGUCAGGGGAGGAAGAGGAGGAGGUGAAGAAGAAAGGCGCUGUGCAGAACGGUGACGCCACUCACAACAACCACCGCAAGACAGAGUAA